AUGCAUUGGUUAAAUCCUAUGUUCCAUGACAAAACUCAACAGACUAUUCGAAGACCCCAUGAACUUAAACCCUACUUAUCUGAUCCUCCUCAAUAUGUUGAUAAAAAAUUACUAGAUCGUAUUCUAGGUUCUCUAGUCGGUCUAGCUCUAGGUGACGCUCUUGGUGCUCAUGUUGAAUUUAGACCUCAUCAAUACAUGAUUGACAACCCAGUGAAAGACCUACAAUCUGGAGGCACAUGGGGUCUUCAAAAAGGACAGUUCACUGACGAUACUUCUAUGGCGCUUUGUUUGGCUAUUUCAUUAAUCAUGCACUGCAAUUUUAAUCCAUACGAUCAAUUAGUUCGUUAUAAAUGGUGGUACAAAUAUGGGUAUAUGUCAUCAACAGGACAAUGCUUUGAUAUUGGAUCAUCAACUAGGCAAGCUUUAAAUGAGUUUGAACGUCGUCAACGGCAAUUUUCUCAGAAAAAUGAAAUCUCUUUGGAAGAUUUAGAUUUCCAUACUAACAAGCAGACUUUGAAAGAUUUCGAUGUAAAUUGUGGGAAAAAUGAAGCAGCUGGCAAUGGAGUUCUUAUGCGUCUCGCACCAGUACCACUCUUCUUCUGUCGAAAUCCGGAAAAAGCUGUAAAAUAUUCAGGUCGCAGUGCUAUAACAACUCAUGGCGAUCGAAAAGCUUAUGAUGCGUGCCGUUUUUAUGGUGCUCUAAUCGUAGCUGCUAUAGAAGGUAAAUCAAAACAAGAUUUAUUACAUCGUGAUUUCUACAAGAACCAUCAAGAAUGGUUUGGUACUUCACCGCUUCAUGAUGAUGUUAUAGAAAUUGCUAAAGGAUCUUACAAGAAAGAAAAUGGUUAUGCCGAUGGAAUUCGAGGAAAAGGUUAUGUGCUUGAGAGUUUAAAAGCUGCUUUGUGGGCCUUUUGGUCAGAUGACGAUUCGUUUGAAAAGGGUGUUUUGGCUGCUGUCAAUCUCGGUGAUGAUACUGAUACAACAGCGGCUAUUUACGGACAAUUAGCUGGUGCUUAUUAUGGUUACAAAGCAUUACCUCCUCGCUGGGUCGAACAUGUCUAUGCAAAGGACUUCAUUAUAUGUUUGAGUAACUGGAUUGCUUAUCGAGGUGAAAUAUGGUUCCAACAGGAAGCAUCAACUAUAAACACUUCUAAUCUACAAUCAAAACUGUAG
This is a messenger RNA of Rotaria sp. Silwood2, 1173 nucleotides long. The record is from the annotation of a GenBank genome assembly. Lineage: Eukaryota; Metazoa; Rotifera; Eurotatoria; Philodinida; Philodinidae.